AUGUCUCAAGAAGAUAUUAACGACUUGAUAGAUAGGGAGCCGAUUAGAGAAAGCGAUUUUCACCCUGAUGCCCCAUGGAACCAAUUGAUCACGGACUCUGAGGUUGAGGAGUCCCUGGCCAAUGGUAUGAAUGAUUAUGAGGAUAAUGAGGAGAAUGGUGAGUACGAGAACGAUGAUGAGUAUGAUGGCGAUGUGGAAAAAGAGGAUGAUGAGGGUGAUGAGGGUAAAGAGAGCGGCAAGGGCGGCGUGGGCGGCAAGAGUGGCGUGAGCGGUAGGGGCGGCGUGAGCGCUGAUCAGGAUGAUAUCGAUGAUCCUUUCGCGCCGUGGAACAAGUAA
Messenger RNA from Morchella importuna, 336 nucleotides. RefSeq lists its product as uncharacterized. The record is from RefSeq and is a predicted model, not a curated record. The transcript has a single exon. NCBI's taxonomy places the organism in Eukaryota, Fungi, Ascomycota, Pezizomycetes, Pezizales, Morchellaceae. Bases 1 to 336 code for a protein of 111 amino acids.